This is a messenger RNA of Dacryopinax primogenitus, 1360 nucleotides long. RefSeq lists its product as uncharacterized. The transcript has 4 exons. Lineage: Eukaryota; Fungi; Basidiomycota; Dacrymycetes; Dacrymycetales; Dacrymycetaceae. Gene Ontology annotation, biological process: autophagy; vesicle-mediated transport; endosomal vesicle fusion. Gene Ontology annotation, cellular component: fungal-type vacuole membrane; cytoplasm. The record is from RefSeq and is a predicted model, not a curated record. The annotation marks the transcript as partial. Gene Ontology annotation, molecular function: protein binding.
ACCAUUACCGUAAUCCCAGGCCUUGUUCACUCAACGAAUAUCCAUGUCUGUCAGAAUAAGACUAUAGGAGUCUAACCAAAUUGUAACUGCGGAUGGACAAGUCCCAAGUUCCACCUUUCCAGCUGCAGCCACUGGUCACCUUCCAGCAACAAGAGGACAUCAUCAACCUCUCUGACUCUCCAGCGCCUAGCUUGAGAUCGUCCACUAACGCUCCGCAGAAUGCGCUCCGAGCGUUCAUCUCCGGUAGUGGGUCGGCGAGAGGUCUUGCGAACCUGACGGGUGCGGCUCCAGCGGUGCAAGAGAAGGUCGAGAUUCGAUGCGCAGAGGCUUUUGAAUCUAAUUUGUACAUCGGCUGCUCUGACGGGACACUGUUAUGGUACACCCUCAACGAGAGCGACAGCGCAGCCAACCCAUACAUACUACAAGAAAAGCACACCCUCCCAAGCCGCAAAGCCGUAUCCCGUAUCGCGCUCAUCCCGCGGCUCUCAAAAGCGCUCGUCCUGUCCGACGGCACGCUCUACUUCUUCCUCCUCCCCUCGCUCGAGCCUAUCCCUAUCUCACUCAUCAACCAUAUCCGCGGUGUGCUCACUUUCGCCCUGGACGACGCAGACGUAUUCGCCCACCCGGAAGAUGUGGACGCCACCGGUCUAUGCGUACUGACCAGACGCGGCGUCGGUCUAUGGUCACUACGCGAACGGUUGUUGCCCAUCAAAGAAGUCCCCUUGCCCUACCGUGGGCUGAUCGCGAAACGCUAUGCAGAGCACAUGUUCAUCGCCUCCGAAGAGCUGUACCACUUCGUCGACCUUUCUUCCUCUCAAUCGACCGAGUUUGCACCGAUACCGACGAAUCAGUACUCAGCUGGAGGAGUGGUCGUCCCCCCACGUCCGAGCAUCAUCACUGUUGCGCAGCACGAGUUCCUCAUUGCCCUGGACGGGGGUGCGGGCGCUAUGGGCCUAUUCUUGAAAAACGGCGACCCCGUACGCGGCACUUUGGAAUGGGAACACCUACCCCGCGCGCUUGCCGUUGACUGGCCAUACGUCUCAGCCCUUCUCCCGAACGGCACAGUCGUAGUGCACUCGAUCGAGACGCUCAAAGUGGUGCAGACUGUUGACGUGCCUGUAUCCCUCGGCGCUCGGACGAUGAGCAGCAGCAUGGACGGCCUAUAUGCACCCUCUACGGCGAACAACCGCAAUCUAGAGCUCGUUACGAUGCAGAUUAUCCCUCCCUUCCCUGAAACGCCGCCUGAAGAGCCCGAGCCGGAGGAGGAAGACUCGGCAGCACCACAGAGCGGGUCAGGUCUCACUCCACCGCCCUCUCCACCACCAAAGCCUGCAGGCAAAGCAGCACCGCCAGCGUUCAC